Molecule: messenger RNA, 2468 nt
Organism: Bactrocera neohumeralis
Lineage: Eukaryota; Metazoa; Arthropoda; Insecta; Diptera; Tephritidae
Exons: 2
Coding region: 502-1221 (239 amino acids)
Source: RefSeq, a predicted model, not a curated record
GAUGGCUGCUUUCACACGUCACAGAUAUUUGUGAUAAUAGUGAGCAUUUGAGCUUUUGAAUUUUCGCCAGAAUUAGGUAACCCUCACUAUAGUGAGAAACAUCUCUGUAGUGAGGUUGGUGACUUUUGUGAGGGCAUGAUAAUAGGGCUGAUAAUUGAUACGAUUAAAAUUAUCACACCUCUUAAUAAUCGGAUUACCAGAGGAACGAUUUUGUCAUCAUUCAUCAAAGAUUAUGAGAAUGGCAUCACAAAGGGGUUGUUUGUGUUUAUUACCAAACGUUUAGUUUCGUGUGUUGUCUUGUCAUAUUCUGAUUGCUUAAACUUGAAAUUCGUUUGGGCUUAAGUUUAUUCGUACUUGAAUUAUUGUAAUCCAAAAUGUGCAAGUGUUUAGCAGGGAACGUAGCAUGCUGUGCCUGCCAUUGUUUUAUAGCUGAAAAUGGAUUUUCGAAACCGUAAAAAGGUCAAACUGAGCGAAAUGACCGAUUAGCAAAUUUGUGAAUUUAUGGAAUCGGUUGAAACAGACGAAGAAGCUGAUUUUAGUAGCGAUGACGAUAUGAAUGAUCCGGAUUUCGAACCUAAUGAAAUAAGCCCCGAAGAUGAACGGUACAUAUCGGAGGUAGUUCACCAAAUCGAUGAAGACGAAUCUGCUUUUUUGAAUAAAGCGGACAAGUUUUCGUUGAACUUGAGUGCAAUCAAGGAAGAUCUUCCCUCAACUUCGCCAAAUGAAGAAGUUGAAGAAGCUUCAGGAGAAGAAGGGCCAUCAACUUCAACACCACGUUUGAAGCCACCAAAACGUGCCCAUUCCCUUUUGCCUGAAUUUGAUUGUAGUGGUCAGUCUAUUGUGCCUUCCUCUGGAGGUUUCAGCGGAACAGGUAAUAUGUCUAGAUGCUGUGUUCAUUUUAUUUGUGAAUCUAAAAUUCCAUUUAUUAUACGUAUUGAAGCAAUAACCAAAGAUUCGGCUGAGUUUUCCAAAGUUAUAUGGCGAAAAAGAUCGAUGUGUUUGCAUGUAAAUGAGGUGGCCUUCCGUGGUGACUCAAGCCUACCAUCUUCAAUCAAAGAGCUUAGAACUCCGAUGGAGAUAUUUCGCUAUUUCUUCACUAAGAAAAUGGUUGACAAGAUUGCUUUAGAAUCGAGCUGGACAGCUCGCAAUGUCGAUAUCAACUCCAAGUUCAUAACACCCGCGAAGAAAUUUACAAAUACAUUGGCAUUCUUGUUUACAUGAGCAUUUACCGCUAUCCCAAUUUGGAAAGCUAUUGGGGCCCAAAUGCGUUUCAACCAAUAGCAAAAACGAUGCCUAAAGCAAGGUUUAUGGCGAUAAAACAAUAUUUGUCUUUUCGUGAUGAAAACACUAGGGCCAAAAAAGGAGAGCCUGGUUAUGAUGCGUUGUUCCGUAUUAGAGCGUUGUCUGAUUUUUUUAAACACACGGUUUGAUUCCGUACCCAAAACAGCCCGAUUGUGCGUCGAUGAACAAAUGUGUGGCACCAAAAAUACAUGCCAAACAAACCACACAAGUGGGGCAUCAAAUUAUUCGUGUUAUGCGAUACAAGCGGAUUCGCUUAUCGCUUCGAGGUUUAUAAUGGUGCUGGCGACAAUGUGAUCUUACCAGGACAACCAGAUCUUGGAGCCACGUCGAACGUUGUUGUUCGUUUAUCGCAAACUAUACCAAACUUCAGGAAUCACAUUCUGUAUUUUGAUAAUUUUUAUACAUCGUUGCCGUGUUGGUAUUAUUGCGAGCUCGAGGCAUAUUUAGUUUAGGCACCUUACGAAUUCCUCGAAUUCAUGUGAGUAUAUGGGGAGAGCAUAUAGUGUUGGCAUAACCACAGUCUUAUGGAAAGACAAUAAAUUAGUACGAUUGGCAUCAACAUACUACGUCGGCGUUCAACCAUUUCAAAGAUCCAAUACAGAUGCAAACAAACAGCCAUCGAAAGCAGCUCGCUACGACAGAAAGGCGAAGAAAUAUUUGGAAAUUGAUUGUCCUCAAAUAAUCAAAGAGUACAAUAAUCACAUGGGCGGUGUUGACUUGAUGGACGCUCUGAUCGGCCGGUACCACAUACGAGCGAAGUCAAACGAUGCAAUAACUCGAUUGUUUUACCAUUUCAUUGACAUGGCGAUCACAAAUGCGUAUUUACCACAUAAACGGAUUUAUGCAGAAAAGGUAACUGACUCAAGUCAUGAAUCAGCCAAACAUGAACGGGUUUUGCAGUUCCCGCGAUUUCGUGAAGCUGUAGCUGCUAUAGAGCCAAGCAAUUCGGGAGUUGGCCAAAAGUCAAAACAUCCCGUACAUGAAGUGCACUACGAUGGUCAAGACCAUUUUCCAAUUUGGCUUGGCAAAGAAGGCGGAAAAAAAUGGUGUAAACUCUGUAAGAAGUCGCAAACAAAGUGUGUUUGCUCCAAAUGCAAUCUUCAUUUGUGCUGCACCAACGCAAAAAACUGUUUAAUUAUCACAAUAAAAAUUAGUUCUUUUGAAUA